Messenger RNA from Trichobilharzia regenti, 11604 nucleotides. Lineage: Eukaryota; Metazoa; Platyhelminthes; Trematoda; Strigeidida; Schistosomatidae. The record is from the annotation of a GenBank genome assembly.
AUGCUGUCAGAUAAUCAGGUGCGAAGGCAAAGCCGGCCAAAUGUAACUGAAGUCAACGGAUGCAUGAAGGACAAACAAGAAAUUAAACGGUUGGAUCGUGUUGCCAGAAAGUCACUAAUCGACCAACGAUAUAAUUUUUUAAUUGAUAAAGUUUCACUCCAUUUUAAAGUUGAUAAAGGAUACGUUGUGGAGUGCUUACUGGAUGGUGAGCAAGUGUAUCUCAUCAAGAACUUUUUUGACCCUGGCGGUAGGAAGGCUCUAUUCUUUGGUUUAAAGUCCGAGAAAUCAGAUAUUAACGAAAGGAUUGGUGUAUUUUCGAGAACUCCAAUCACAGUCCGGCCGCGUAUCUUCGUGUCGACGGGUACUGAACUAAGCCGUCCUGGUCCUUGUGUAAUCUUCACACGAGUUAAUUCGGAUCUCGAAGUGACAGCAGAAAACAUAUCAAAAGAAGUUAGUUUUCUGACGACAGAUCUAACAGAAGAUCUGUUGAAUGCAUUUGGAAACCUACUGAACUCCUUAAUGCUACCACAACUGCAAACAGUUUCAGAUAAGGCUGUUGUCAUCGAGAAGACUGUUUCAGUUGAUAUAAACAAGUUGGACUUAGUUGAGUAUACGAAGAAAUUUGUGAAAUUUCUUGAAGAAUCAUCAGAAUUCUUAGCCAAUCGAUUUCAUUUUAAAUCUUUUCAAAGUAAAUCAAUCGAAAAGAUACAAUCGGUGCAUGAUAUUAAGCGUUUAUCGUCUAUAGUCAGUGCUGAUAUGUUAAAGGAAUUUGAAAUUUGCGCUAUGGCCUGGAUUAAUCAACUAGAGCAGGUAAUAGUUAUUGUUGAUCAGAUUAGAAAGGAAUCCGACAAUACAGGUCCUCGAGUCGAGUUGGACUAUUGGCGUCGACGGAUGACUACAUUCAAUACAAUAUUUGAAGAAAUGAAUAAGCACAAUUGUAAAGUUGUCCUUGGUAUACUUUCUUCUACAAAUUGUCCUCUAGUUAAGAAAUGGCAUCAACUCGAAUCCAUAGUGAUGGAUUAUACAAAUGAAGCAAAAAAUAAUAUGAAAUUUCUGAAUACCAUAGAAGAAUAUUGUGAGCCGUUGUACAGAUGUGAUCCAGUUGGUAUGUUAGAGAGUGUACCGAAACUCGUGACAAUGAUCCGCUUAGUCUAUGAGAUAUCUGCAUUUUAUAGUACACCAGAGAAAAUCACCUCACUGUUCGUGAAAGUCACCAACCAAAUGAUAUCUACAUGUAAAGCAUACAUCACCAAUAACUAUCAGAAUACAAUAUGGACAGAGAAUCCAGAAAACCUGUUGAAAAAGAUUUCGGAUUGCGAUCACUUGAACCAAGUGUACAAAGCAUCAUUUCAACGAGUUAAAGCGGAACUAGCCUCCGCUAAACCGAAUUCAUCAUCAUCAUCAUCAAAACAAUUCGAUUUAUCCGAAAUACACAUAUUUGGUAAAUAUGAUUUAUUCUGUCGACGAUUGCAUCAAAUUAAUGAGGUAUUUCAAAUGAUCAAGGCGUAUUCAUGUUUAUUGACGUCAAAGAUUGAAAAAUUCGAUCCUUUAAUUGCACAGUAUAAUCUGGCUGUCAGUAAACUUCGUACAAAUGAGUAUAACUUUUUGGAUCAACGUAACACUGAAGUCGACGAUUGUAUUAUGGAGUUCAAAGGAAAAAUGAAUGAUAUUCGACUUAGUUUAAAGUCAUUGCUGCAAUCAGAAAUGAACAAACAUUAUGAUUUACACAGGCUUUUAGGCAUUAUAGGACAGUUUGAAAUGUUACAGUUACCAGAUUUGGGCAUAGAUGAAGCCUACUCGAAAUCACUGCAUUAUUUUGGUCAACUAAUUGAUCAAGUUGGCAAAGAUUAUAGUCAAUUCAAGGAAUCUCCACCUAUUGGACGUGAUAUGCCACCGAUAGCAGGCAAAAUAUCCUGGGCAAAACAGUUAUAUCGAAGAAUUGAAAGUCCAAUGUUAAUGUUCAAUAAUAAAGUGAAAUUGAUGCGUUCAAAGGAAGGCAAAGAAAUAACAAAAAAGUAUAAUAAAUUAGCUGAAGUUCUAGUCACUUAUGAAAUGGUUCACUACCGUAAUUGGAUUAAACAGAUAUCUAUAGCAAAAGUUGGUCUCCGUGAUUCUCUACUAUAUCAAGAUGAAGAAACAAAUCGGAUUAUUGUCGCACUAGAUCCAGACAUUUUACAAGUCUACCGAGAGAUUGAAUUACUUUCUAAAUGGGGAUUAGAAAUACCUGAAAUCGCUAUAGAAUUGAGUCAAAAAGAGAGUGAAUUAAAAAAGCACUAUCAUAAUUUAAAAUUAAUGCUGGCCAACAUAAAUGAAAUCGAAGCGAAUAUGGAUCCCUGUUUUAUGCGUUUAAUGCGUGCACAGUUUGCAUAUCUACAAAAUUUACUCAGACCUGGUUUAUCUUUAUUAAAUUGGACAAGUUUGGGAAUUGAUAAUUUUAUUGAUGAUGUAACCGGAUAUACUGAUCAGUUAAGAUUGUUGAAUGAACGUGCAAACGACUUGAAAAAGUAUCGGAUUGAAAAAGUUUUAGACGAAAUAUCUAAUGUUACCUUAUGCGAAUUAAGUGAUACAGAGCCAUGGAGCCUGGACUACUUCCUUGAGCAUACGAAACAGUUGUGUAGUCAAGCUGGACAAUUGUUACAGAAUAAAAGUCAAGCGAUUCAAGAUGCUGUACAUGAGUUAAUCGAUAUGCUGUGCGGUGAAUACAGGUUACAGUUGAUACAAGAAGAGGAGAAGACAGCAGGAAGCUCACCACGGGUGUUACGAUCAGGGAAAUCAACAGCAUCACCACCACAUGACUCAGCGUAUUCAACUAAUGGACGUUCAAAAACUCCCGUAGCAAGAAGUGCAAAUGAACGUCGUAGACGACAAAUUGAAGAGACUGCUUACAGAUUACUAGAACAUUUUCAUCAAAAAACUGUCGACACUUUAACUAAACUAGUUCGUAACACAUUGGAAAAUCUACGCAAAUGCUUGACUUUACCUUCAAUUUUAUCUUACGAUAGCCUGAAUCCAAAUGAAUCAGUACAACUCUACUUUUCAUGUUAUGCACAAUUGUGUCUACCGACAAUUCUGAUCUAUCCGUCUAUUGAUGACUUUCAAAAAGCUUUGAAUAAUGUUGUACACUUAAUCAUCUCUGUGAUGCGUCAUAUUCCAAUGUGGGAUUUGAAAUUGCGCGGUCCUCUCGGUCAUAAGUUGCAGGAUGAUAAUGAAGUUGAGGAAAUUAUGCAAUCACCAAAGGAAACACGAAAAUCAAGUCAAACCGAUACUUCCUCUCAGCAUUUAAGUAGUGACUGGACCAGAGAUCCAAAUGAUUCCUCUGAAGGCACUGAACGACUACUAGGUGAUUCAUUACUACUAGAUGAACAAUUCAAUAGUAUAGAUGGUGAACAUGGAAAUCGAAAUCACUCAACAAACUAUUUCAAGAAAAUUUUUGAAAAUAAAGAGAUCAACAAACUUAAGGCGAUGCUUACCAGCGCUUUAUCACCAGUUCAAAAGAAUAUAAAAUCCUCACUUCGACGAUUCGAUCGGUAUAAACCGCUGUGGGAGAAAUCUAAAACAAAAGAAUUUGAAACAUUCAUGGCAAAUAAUCCAUCUGUCGCGGAUUUUGAAGAAGCUAUACAGAAAUUCUACGCAGAAGAUGAAUUGAUCCUUGCUGAACCGGAAGUUUGUGACUGCACUCCUCUGGCCAUUAAUACAGAACGCUUAAAAGAAGGUCUACUUAUAGAAACCAGUAACUGGCGACUAGAAUAUGGAAGAUUGUGUAAUUCCAAGUUCAAAAAACAAGUAGAAUCUCUGCUUGCAAUGAUUGAGAAAUAUGACAAAAUUUUAUCAAGACCUAUUAAUGACUUGGAUGAUAUAAGAAUACUUAUGAAUGCUCUGAAGGAUUUACGUGAAAUAGAAGUCAAUGUAGACUUACAACUUGGACCGAUUGAAGAAUCCUAUGCUUUACUGUCAAAAUAUUCAAUUCCAGUGGAUAAGGAAGAGACUGAAAAGGCUGACACACUACGCUAUGAAUGGGAGAAGCUAUGCAAACAAAUGUUACUGGUACAAAAUGAAUUAAUUGAAGUCCAACCACAAUUUCGUAGGAAUUUAUUAGAGAAUAUUGGUGAAUUUCAUGAAAAUUGUUUAACAUUCUACAACGAUUAUGAUACAGUUGGACCAAUGGUUCGAGGUAUCCCGCCCAGAGAAGCAUCAGACCGACUUAUUAUAUUUCAAAAUCGCUUCGACAAUCUCUAUCGGAAUUACAUAACCUACAGUGCAGGUGAACAGUUAUUCGGCCUACCAAUCACAGAAUACAAUCGAUUAGAUGAAAUUAGAAAACAAUUGAACCUGUUACAAAAGCUCUAUCUGUUGUACAACAGUGUUCUAAACAAAACAGCCGGUUAUUAUGAUAUACCAUGGUCUGAUGUGCGAAUUGAUUUAAUUUCACAAGAACUUCAGGAUUUUCAAAAUCGUUGCCUUAAAUUACCGAAAGCUUUAAGAGAAUAUCCAGCCUACGAUGAUUUAAGACAAACUUUGUCUAAUUUUGAUCAAAUAAUUCCACUACUAGAGUUGAUGUCUAAUCCGUCGAUGCGUGAACGACACUGGAAACGUCUGACCACGCUUACAGGGCAUACAUUUAAUGUUGACGAGAGUGGAUUUACUCUACGCAGCAUUCUUGAAGCACCAUUACUUAAACAUUAUGACGAUGUAGAAGAUAUUUGCAUAUCAGCGAUUAAAGAACGUGAUAUUGAAAACAAACUCAUUAGCAUAAAAGCUGAAUGGAGUGCACAACAGUUCGAGUUUGUACAAUUCAAAAAUCGUGGUGAAUUAUUACUACGUGGUGAUCAUACGCUAGAAUUGAUCAGUCUAAUGGAAGAUUCAUUAAUGGCGCUCAGUUCCCUGUUAAGUAAUCGAUAUAAUACACCCUUUCGUAAAGAAAUUCAAAACUUUAUUUCAAGGUUAUCAAAUUCAAAUGAAAUUAUUGAACAAUGGCUUGCUGUUCAAAAUUUAUGGAUAUAUCUUGAAGCUGUGUUUAUCGGUGGGGAUAUUGCUCGCCAGCUGCCUCAAGAAGCGAAACGUUUCACCAAUGUGGAUAGAUCUUGGUGUCGGAUUAUGCAACGUGCACAUGAGACAACACACGUGUUAACUUGUUGUGUUGGGGAUGAAAUGCUGAGUCAUUUAUUACCACAUUUAAUGGAACAGUUAGAAUUGUGUCAAAAAAGUUUAACUGGGUACUUGGAGAAAAAGCGUCUUCUAUUCCCACGUUUCUUUUUUGUAUCCGAUCCAACCCUACUGGAGAUUCUCGGUCAAGCAUCAGAUCCUCACACCAUACAGGCACAUUUGCUGUCGGUAUUCGAUAAUAUUAAGACAGUGAAAUUUCAUGAAAAACAAUAUGAGACAAUAUUAACGUGUUAUUCACAAGAGGGUGAAGUGUUGGAGUUAGAGCAUCCUGUAAAAGCUGAAGGACACGUAGAGAUUUGGCUAAACAAGUUAUUGAAAGAAGCCCAGUUUUCUCUACAUCAGAUCAUCAGAGAAGGCUAUCAAGCUGCGAUGGAAGAAGGCGUGAAUAUCUUAGAAUUUCUAGCCACAUUCCCUGCUCAGGUUGGAUUAUUAGGCAUACAAUUUAUAUGGACAAGAGACUCAACGAAUGCCCUAAGAGAGGCUAAAUAUAAUAAAAAGAUAAUGCAAAAAACUGAUCUUGAAUUUGGUCGUCUAUUGAAUAUGCUGAUUCAACAGACUACACAGAAUUUGACAUCAGUUGAACGUACUAAACUAGAAACGUUGAUCACUAUCCAUCUGCAUCAAAAAGACAUUUUUGCCUCAUUAGUUAAAGAUCGUAUCAAAUCACCAACAGAUUUCGACUGGUUGAAACAAACACGUUUCUACUAUCUGGAAGAUUCAGAUGCAUGUUUAAUUUCAAUAACUGAUGUGAAUUUUGUUUAUCAGGAUGAAUUUAUCGGGUGUACAGAAAGACUGGUAGUCACACCACUCACGGAUAGGUGUUAUAUAACCCUUGCACAAGCAAUCGGUAUGUCUAUGGGUGGUUCACCGGCUGGACCAGCAGGAACUGGGAAAACAGAGACAGUCAAAGAUAUGGGCAGAUGUCUGGGGAAAUAUGUUAUUGUCUCCAAUUGUUCAGAUCAAAUGGAUUUUCGUGGUUUAGGCAGAAUAUUCAAAGGCUUAGCCCAGUCUGGUUCAUGGGGAUGCUUUGAUGAAUUUAAUCGUAUUGAAUUACCUGUAUUAUCCGUAGCUGCUCAACAGAUUGCCAUCUUAUUAACAUGCAAAAAGGAAAGAAAGUCACAGUUUGUGUUUACCGAUGGUGAGACAAUAGAUAUGAAUCCAGAGUUUGGCAUCUUUUUAACAAUGAAUCCUGGCUAUGCUGGAAGACAAGAGUUACCAGAGAAUUUGAAAAUCAACUUUAGAACAGUUGCUAUGAUGGUUCCAGAUAGGCAGAUUAUUAUCCGCGUCAAGCUGGCAUCGUGUGGUUUUAUUGAGAAUAUUAUUUCAGCACAAAAGUUUUACACAUUGUAUAAAUUGUGUGAAGAACAGCUGAGUAAACAGAUUCACUAUGAUUUUGGACUGCGUAAUAUCCUUUCUGUUUUGCGUACACUGGGUGCAGUGAAACGUGCUAAUCCUAAUGAUACAGAAUAUGAGACUGUAAUGCGUGUACUACGUGAUAUGAAUUUGAGUAAAUUAGUUGGACCAGAUGAACCAUUGUUUUUAUCACUACUCGAUGAUUUAUUCCCUGGUCUUUCCCUGUACAAAGGUGGUUAUCCAGAACUCGAAAAAGCUAUCAAGCAAAACCUGGAGGAGUCAAAUCUAAUCAGUCACCCACCAUGGUUUCUCAAAGUUAUCCAAUUAUAUGAAACUCAACGUGUUCGUCAUGGCAUGAUGACAUUGGGUCCUUCAGGAACUGGUAAAUCCUGUUGUAUUCAAACAUUAAUGAAAGCAAUGACUCAAUGCUUUGAACCACAUCGUGAAAUGCGUAUGAAUCCGAAAGCUAUCACAGCUGCACAAAUGUUUGGCCGAUUAGAUGUAGCCACAAAUGAUUGGACGGAUGGUAUAUUCUCCACUCUGUGGCGUAGAACGCUGAAAGCCAAAAAAGGUGAACAUAUCUGGUUGGUGUUAGACGGUCCAGUCGAUGCUUUAUGGAUUGAAAAUUUGAAUUCAGUACUGGAUGAUAGUAAACUUCUGACGCUGGCCAAUGGGGAUCGUAUUCCAAUGGCACCGUGUUGUAAGAUUAUUUUUGAAGUAGAUAAUGUUGACAAUGCAUCACCUGCAACUGUUUCAAGAAACGGUAUGGUGUAUAUAAGUACAACCACACUGAACUGGUUACCCAUACUUCAAGGCUGGUUAAUGUCACGUAGCAACAAAACUGAAGCUGACCAAUUAUUACAGUUAUUCAGUGCAUCAUUUGAAAGUGUCUACCAAUAUGCAACUAGACAUUUAAAUUUUAAAAUGAAUGUUCUCGAAGCUUUUGUUAUUCGUCAAGCCUGCGAUAUAUUGACUGGUAUAUUGCCCAAGCCAGAAGAAAAGGACAGCCCAUCGAUAACUCCAAAACAUUUGGAACGUAUUUACAUAUUCGCACUACUCUGGAGUAUCGGUGCAUUUCUAGAAGGUGUUGAUCGUGCAAAACUUGAAAGUUUUUUACGCAAACAUGAAACAGUUAAAUUUGAUCUUCCUGAGUAUCUUUCAGAUUCGAAUAAUGACACAAUAUUUGACUAUGUGGUAAGUGAUUCAGGGGAAUGGAUUCACUGGAAUACAAAAGUUGAGGAAUUCCACUAUCCAACUGACAGUACACCUGAAUACUCAUCAUUACUUGUACCAAAUGUAGACAAUGUACGCACUGAAUUCCUCAUUGAUUUAAUUGCUAAACAACAAAAAUGUGUACUACUGAUCGGUGAACAAGGGACAGCUAAAACUGUAAUUCUCAAUAAAUACUUAAGCAGUCACAAUCCUGAAGUGCAUAUGUAUAAAACGUUGAAUUUUUCAAGUGUUACUACACCUUUGCUGUUUCAACGUGCCAUCGAGAGCUUUGUUGAUAAACGAAUGGGUAGUACAUAUGGUCCACCAGCAGGUCGAAGAAUGACAAUCUUCAUUGAUGAUAUCAGUAUGCCAUUGAUAAAUGAAUGGGGUGAUCAGGUAACAAAUGAAAUGGUACGUCAGUUAAUUGAAAUGAGAGGAUUUUACAAUCUAGAAAAACCGGGAGAUUUCACCUCAAUUGUUGAUGUUCAAUUCUCCGCGGCUAUGAUUCAUCCAGGCUCUGGUCGGAAUGAUAUACCGCAUCGACUGAAACGACAUUUUUGUAUAUUUAACUGUACACUGCCGAGUAAUACAUCGAUCGAUAAAAUAUUUAGUGCAAUCGCUGAAGGACAUUAUUCUCCUGAAAGAGGAUUUACUGAUAACAGCAGUAUAGUUGAAACAGUUAGACUACUUGUUCCGUUAACACGAAUUCUCUGGCAGACGACUAAGCAUAAAAUGCUACCGACACCGGCUAAAUUCCAUUAUAUAUUCAAUUUACGUGAUCUAAGUCGUAUAUGGCAAGGCAUGAUUGGCUCUGUAGCUGAAGUGAUCAAUAGUAAAGAACGCUUAAUGAUGCUAUGGCGUCAUGAAUGUUUAAGAGUAUUAGCAGACAGAUUUAUUUCGGCUGAAGACCACCAAUGGUUUGAUACAAUUAUGAAACGUCUAGUUAGAGAGGAACUUGGUACUGAAUACGUAACUAUGGUGGCAAAUGAUCCGCCAUACUUUGUUAAUUUCUUACGCGAUCCACCUGAAGCAACUGGUGAUGAACCUGAUGAUUAUGUUGUCGAAGUACCCAGAAUUUAUGAACCGAUUGAAUCAUUUCAACAGCUAUCUGAACGUUUAGAGAUGUUUCUACGUCAGUAUAAUGAAUCUAUCCGUGGGGCACGAAUGAAUUUAGUCCUAUUUCAAGAUACGCUAACACAAAUUGUACGUAUAGCUAGAAUUUUAUAUAUGCCACGUGGUAAUGCUUUACUCGUCGGAGUUGGUGGGUCUGGUAAACAAUCAUUUACAAAACUAGCAUCCUACAUUGCUGGUUAUCAAACAUUUCAAAUCACAUUGACACGAUCAUAUAAUACUUCAAAUCUGAUCGAGGAUCUAAAAUUUCUGUAUCGUACAGCUGGACAAAAAGGUCGUGGCAUCACAUUCAUUUUCACAGAUCAAGAAAUCAAAGACGAGGCAUUUCUAGAAUACCUAAAUAAUGUCCUGUCCUCCGGGAUUAUCUCAAAUCUAUUCACCCGUGAUGAAAUGGAUGAAAUCCUGCAAGAUUUAAUCCCAUGCAUGAAAAAAGAGCAUCCACGAUUAUCACCGACAAAUGAGAAUUUGAAUGAUUAUUUUCUCAGUCGAACUCGGAAAAAUCUUCAUGUGGUUUUGUGUUUUUCACCAGUUGGUGAGAAGUUUCGAGCAAGAUCGUUGAAAUUUCCUGGAUUAAUAUCCGGUUGUACAAUCAACUGGUUUCAUCGUUGGCCAAGGGAGGCUUUAGUCGCUGUGGCUAAUCACUAUCUCACGGACUUCCCAAUUGUUUGUAGCAGUCAAACUAAAAGUGUUUUAAUUAAUACAAUGGGUGUAGUACACGAUGGAAUUGCUGAGGCGUGCACAGAUUACUUUGCAAGAUAUCGACGUCAAACACACGUCACACCGAAAUCCUAUUUAUCAUUUCUACAAAGUUACAAAUCAGUUUAUACACAACAACAUGGGCAUUUUGCAAAUCUAGCUCAACGUAUGGAUGGUGGCCUGCAAAAGUUGGUUGAAGCUCAAGACAAUGUCGCCCAACUGAGUAAAGAGUUGGCUGUUAAAGAAAAGGAUCUUGAAGUGGCGAAUAAAGAAGCUGAAGAAGUACUUCUCACAGUUACCAUUCAACAAAACGCUGCAACUGAAGUGCGAAAUAAAGUCCAGCUUGUUAAAGAUAAAGCACAAGCCAUUGUUGACGAUAUAGACCGAGAGAAGAUUUUAGCCGCAGCGAAAUUAGAAGCGGCAAAACCCGCCCUCCAAGAAGCUGAAGACGCCCUGAACACCAUAAAACCAGGUGAUAUAGCAACUGUGCGUAGAUUAGGCAAACCACCACACCUCAUCAUGCGCAUCAUGGAUUGUGUCCUCCUAUUGUUUCAACGUCAUUUAGAAAUUUAUCAACCUGAUCCAGAACGUGCAUGUCCAAAGCCAAAUUGGAGUGAAUCGCUGAAGUUAAUGACAAACACAAGUUUUUUAGCUAUGCUAAUGUCUUUCCCCAAGGAUACAAUUAAUGAAGAGACCGUGGAACUGUUGGAGCCAUAUUUAAAUAUGGACGAUUAUACGCUAGAGGUCGGGAAAAAGGUAUGCGGUAAUGUCGCUGGCUUGCUCUCCUGGACGAAAGCGAUGGUUUACUUCUAUGCUAUUAAUAAGGAUGUUUUACCGAUGAAAGAUAACCUGGUGAAACAAGAAGCUCGGCUGGCUAAAGCUAUGAAUGAUUUAAAUGAUGCUCAAGCCAUACUUGACGAGAAAGAAAGUGAAUUGGCUAAAGUUCAAGCAGUGUAUGAAGAAGCAUUACGCAAAAAGAAUGCCUUACUUGAAGACGCUGAAUUAUGUCGACGUAAAAUGAAUACAGCUUCAAAGCUUAUCGGAAGUUUGGGAGAUGAACAGACUCGGUGGACAGAAGAAAGUCAAGCGUUCAAGGAGCAUAUUGAAUGUUUGGUCGGUGAUGUCCUUAUCGCCACUGGAUUUCUGUCUUACUGUGGUCCAUUUAACCAAGAAUUUAGACAAAUGCUUUACCAAUCUUGGCAACGAUUAUUAAGGCAGUGUAAAAUACCCGGGUCAACAAUUGUCAACUUAAUUUCUAUGUUAACUCAACCGACUCAGCUUGGUGAAUGGAAAAUUCAAGGUUUACCCAGUGAUGAAUUAUCCAUACAAAAUGGGAUUAUUGUCGAUCAGGCUAGUCGUUACCCACUCCUGGUUGAUCCACAAGGUCAAGGCAAAGCAUGGAUAAAAAAUCGUGAAGAAAAAUUCGAUUUAAUUAUUACUACAUUGGGAAAUAAAUAUUUUAGACAAAAUUUAGAAGAUGCCUUAUCCACUGGACGUCCACUGCUGAUUGAAGAUAUUGGCGAAGACUUAGAUCCAGCAUUGGACAAUAUACUUGAGAAGAAUUUCAUAAAACAAGGUUCAAUUCAAAAGGUUAAAGUUGCCGAUAAAGAAGUUGACGUACUCUCCGGUUUUCGACUAUACAUCACAACUAAACUGGCUAAUCCAUCCUAUACACCUGAAAUAUCCGCUAGAACAUCAAUUAUCGAUUUCACUGUAACAAUGAAAGGCUUAGAAGAACAAUUACUUGGCCGGGUAAUUGUAAGUGAACGCUAUGAGUUGGAAGCUCAACGUGUCCAAUUAAUGCAUGAUGUACAAUUGAAUAAGACAAAAAUUAAACAGCUGGAAGACAACUUAUUAUCACGUUUAGCAAGCGUUCAAGGUUCACUGGUCGAUGAUGCUGAUCUCAUUGAUGUGUUAAGCUCGACAAAAUCAACAGCUAGUGAGGUAUCAAGGAAGCUGGAAAUUGCCUCUGAAACUGAAAUGCAGAUAACAGCUGCCAGGGAAGAGUACAGACGAUUGCUACACGUGGUUCAGUGUUAUACUUUCUGA